CAGAACGAAGUGUGUUGUGCGGUGCGAAUCCAAGGCGGACCAGUGACUCAGUGCUCAGAAGCCGGUGAAAGUGGCUAACUUUUUAGAAGAACCUUUAAGCUUGCUAACCAACUGCAUUGGUUGGUGACCAACUUGAAAGCGUGUGGAGUUCUUGUAGCGCAUGCGCGAUUGACACAGGUAUAAAAUAAAAAGAGACGUCCGUAAGUUUCUUUGCGCAGAGAGGUCGGCUGUUCUGAGUUAAUUUCUGACCAGGAUGGCAAGAUCAACUGUCUGGUUGUGCUUCCUUCUCUUUGGAUUAUCCGUGGCGUCGAACUUGCGACAGAAGCGCCAGGAAGACGAGACCGAGUCGGAUGAGCAGUCGGUGGACGAACUGUGCCUAAACCGACCACCCGACGAGUACUUCCGACUUAGUACAGAAGGAGACUGCAGGGAUGUCGUAAGGUGUGACCAGGCUGGGGAGAACGGAAUUACUCGCCUUGCAUCCGUCAGAUGUCCUAACGGCUUAGCUUUUGAUAUUGAGCGUCAAACUUGUGAUUGGAAAACCAAUGUUAAAAACUGUGAUAGAGUAGAAAAGCCCAGGAAGGUGAUGCCUAUCUUCAAGACGGACGAACCUGUAUGUCCCGAUGGCAAACUGUCGUGUGGCAACGGCGAGUGCAUCGACAAGGAGCUCUUCUGCAACGACAAGUUUGAGUGCAAGGACCAGUCCGACGAGAAUGCCUGUACCGUGGAGACAGAUCCUAACAGGGCUCCCGACUGUGACACAAACCAGUGUAUCCUCCCUGACUGCUUCUGCUCUGCUGACGGAACAAGAAUUCCUGGAGCCAUUGAGCCAAACCAGGUACCUCAGAUGAUCACUAUAACCUUCAACGGAGCUGUUAACGUCGAUAAUAUUGACCUAUACGAGGACAUUUUCAACGGCUUGAGACAGAACCCGAACGGCUGUCAGAUACGCGGCACAUUCUUCGCGUCGCACAAGUACACCAACUACUCGGCAGUACAAGACCUGCACAGACGAGGGCAUGAAAUCGGCGUGUUCUCUCUGACGCACAAGGACGACCCGAACUACUGGUCCGGUGGCACGUACGACGACUGGCUGGCCGAGAUGGCAGGGGGUAGGCUUAUCAUCGAGCGCUUCGCCAAUAUCACUGACGGUUCAAUCAUCGGUAUGAGGGCGCCUUACUUGCGCGUGGGCGGCAACAAGCAGUUCGAAAUGAUGGCUGAUCAAUUCUUCGUCUAUGACGCGUCCAUCACAGCGCCUCUGGGGCGAGUUCCCAUCUGGCCGUACACCCUGUACUUCCGAAUGCCUCACAAGUGCAAUGGAAAUGCCCACAACUGCCCCAGCAGAAGCCACCCAGUUUGGGAAAUGGUGAUGAACGAACUGGAUCGUCGCGAUGACCCCACGUUCGACGAAUCCCUGCCCGGUUGUCACAUGGUGGACUCUUGCUCCAACAUCCAGACUGGAGAUCAGUUCGCCCGACUUCUCCGUCACAAUUUCAACCGACACUUCAACUCAAACCGUGCGCCACUUGGCCUUCACUUCCAUGCCUCCUGGCUCAAAAGCAAGAAAGAGUUCAAGGACGAACUCAUCCGCUUCAUCGAGGAGAUGCUGGAUCGUAACGACGUCUAUUUCGUGACUAUGCUUCAGGUUAUCCAGUGGAUGCAGAAUCCCACCGAACUGACGUCACUACGAGAUUUCCAGGAAUGGAAAGAAAAAUGCGAUGUAAAGGGUCAGCCCUAUUGUUCUCUGCCCAACGCUUGCCCCUUGACAACUCGUGAGCUACCUGGCGAGACCUUGCGUCUGUUCACCUGCAUGGAAUGCCCGAACAACUACCCCUGGAUUCUUGAUCCUACCGGUGAUGGCUUCUCUGCCAAAUAAAGUGAUGAUUACUACAAAACAAAAGUAAUCUAUCGAUUUGAAAACACUGUUAAACGACUAAGUAAUCCACGUGUAGUGGUUAUGGAGAAGUUUAAUUCUUGGGGGAUGUUAAGCAAAGGAGAAUAAUGCUAUGAAAUAAUGAUUCUCCCACCAUUAAGGUGACUGCGCAGAACUCAGGUCAACUUUAAACAACCGAAGAACAGUCUAUUUUCGAUCAGCAAGUGUGGGUCUCUCCAAGUACGAGCAAUUCUAAAUUGAAAUGUUCUGUCUGUAAAAUGUAAAAUCGAAGGACAAAUAUUCUGUUAAUAGAAACGUCUGACCUACAAAAACAUGUCAUGGGAAAAACCGUUUACGGAAGCGAACAGCUGCUGAUUCCAACACCACUGUCACAGUGAUGUGAAAGUGAGAGGAAUGUUUACGGUGAUGGUCCAAACAAGGUGUUCUGUGCACUAAACACAAGGCCAUCCAUCAACUAGAGAAAAUUACUGCGCAGUGGAUGCACAGGACAGUCUAUCCUUCUAGUCUUUGCACUACGUCUCAUUAUCAAUUCCUGUUCUUGCACUGAGCACGACAAACGAGAGAACAAAAGUACCCGGGCGGGCUAGCGAGAGUGCGAACUGUCAGUAACGCUGUUAGCUAUGAAACUACUUUCUCGUCACACAUCAUUUUAAUGCAUGGCAUUUAUAGGUUUAGAGAGAAAGUUAAGAAGACAGAACAACUGACUAGAGAAACAUUUUCAAUUUCCAGUCCUAGAUAUUUCCUUUUGCAGCUUUCGUUGAACCAUGACUAAUACAUAGUAAGCCUAAAUUAAUUAUUGUACUUGUGUGUGAAAAAAUAAAUCAUUCAUGUACAUAUA
Messenger RNA from Zootermopsis nevadensis, 2732 nucleotides. It is a transcript of the gene verm, whose product is annotated as LDLa and CE4_CDA_like_1 domain-containing protein vermiform. The record is from RefSeq and is a predicted model, not a curated record. Gene Ontology annotation, biological process: carbohydrate metabolic process. Gene Ontology annotation, cellular component: extracellular region. NCBI's taxonomy places the organism in Eukaryota, Metazoa, Arthropoda, Insecta, Blattodea, Termopsidae. Gene Ontology annotation, molecular function: protein binding; chitin binding.